Messenger RNA from Aplosporella prunicola CBS 121167, 1165 nucleotides. RefSeq lists its product as uncharacterized. The record is from RefSeq and is a predicted model, not a curated record. Gene Ontology annotation, biological process: pentose-phosphate shunt, non-oxidative branch; D-ribose metabolic process. NCBI's taxonomy places the organism in Eukaryota, Fungi, Ascomycota, Dothideomycetes, Botryosphaeriales, Aplosporellaceae. The coding region runs from base 42 to 935 and encodes 297 amino acids. Gene Ontology annotation, cellular component: intracellular membrane-bounded organelle. The transcript has 2 exons. Gene Ontology annotation, molecular function: ribose-5-phosphate isomerase activity.
CCCGCACCCCCAGCGCCAACAACCCCCCCACCACCCGCAAAAUGGCCACCACCACAAUCUCCGUCGAAGAAGCCAAGCGCGCCGCCGCCAUCCGCGCCGUAGAAGACCACUUCGACCCCAGCGCGCGCUACGUGGGCAUCGGGUCGGGCACGACGAUCGUGUACGUCGUCGAGGCCAUCAAGCAGCGCAGCACCAACACCAGCAUCCAGUUCGUGCCCACCGGGUACCAGUCGCGCCAGGUGAUUGUGCAAGCCGGCCUCGUGCCCAUCGCCUUCGACUCGCUGCCCGAGGGCGAGGUGCUCGACGUUGCGUUCGACGGUGCCGACGAGGUCGACGACGAACUCAACUGCAUCAAGGGCGGCGGCGCGUGUCUGUUCCAGGAGAAGCUGGUCGCCGAGCGCGCCAAGAAGUUCGUCUGCGUCGCCGAUUACCGCAAAGCGCAAUCCCGCCUCCUCACAAACUGGCCCACCAUCCCCAUCGAAGUCGCCCCCCUAGCCGUCCACACCGUCUCCCGCGCCCUCAAAGUCCUCGGCUCCCCCGCGCCCAUCAUCCGCUCCCACACGUUGGCGAAAACCGGCCCCGUGAAAACCGACCAAGACUUCUUCAUCAUCGACGCGCCUUUCCCCCCCCUUCUCACACCCGCAGACGUUAGUGCCGCAUCCGUCGAGGCUGCGACGGCUGCUGGCGACAAUGUCAGCGGCGCGGCCGUCGCGACUGUCGUCGGUGCGGGCCAGAACGGCGUGUGGGAGGUUGAGCGCCUCAGCAGGGAGAUCAAGCGUAUUACGGGUGUGCUGGAGGUCGGUAUUUUCUGCGGCGAUGAUGGCGUUAGGGCGAGGGCGCGUGGCGCCAUGGGCGGCCAGAAGCCCGUGGCUUGCUAUUUCGGGAUGCAGGAUGGGAGCGUGUUGGUGAGGCAUGCGAAGACGAAGGCGGUGUAGUUGCGUAAGGAAGGUGGAGUUGGGUUGUGUGCGUGUGUAUGAUUGAAAAUAUUUAGCUAUUGUAGACGGGUUCUGAUGGACUUUUGCUGUGUUUACUACACCGGUUAUACUCCUAGCGGUUUGGCUGUUCAGUAGUUCCUGACUGUAGGAUUAGCCUUGCCGUUAUAGUGAGAAACGCCGUAAACAAGCCAAGCUAUGUGCAACACCAUGCAAACUCCAGCUGUAUAUAC